This is a messenger RNA of Magnolia sinica, 1313 nucleotides long. RefSeq lists its product as uncharacterized. Gene Ontology annotation, cellular component: BRISC complex; BRCA1-A complex. The record is from RefSeq and is a predicted model, not a curated record. The coding region runs from base 273 to 1046 and encodes 257 amino acids. Gene Ontology annotation, biological process: positive regulation of DNA repair. The transcript has 3 exons. Lineage: Eukaryota; Viridiplantae; Streptophyta; Magnoliopsida; Magnoliales; Magnoliaceae.
AUUCCUAGCUAGGGACGGGCGGGGCAGUACGAAAACCGCGUCAGUGUGGAGGCGUGGGAGCCCAUGGCCAACCCGGGGUCGUACGAGUAACAAAUCAUCUGCCAUCCACGGUAUGGGCCACCAUACGGAAGGUCGUGAAUGAUGCAUCAAGUUUACAGUGGACGGAUGGCGCGAUCAUAAUCUGGGUAUUGUGGCUCCAUCCGCCGUAUCUAUAUUCCCUCCCGAAAAGAGGAGGGGAGGGGGAGAGAGAGAGAGAGAGAGAGAGAGGAGAAAUGGAGAGAGGAGGGAGCCAUGGCUCUUCUUCACCGUACUCUCUUCCACCCGCUCGCUUCUACAACGAAGAUAUCCUUUUCGUAGUCGACUCCGAUCUCGAAGCCCAUGUCGAGAUGAAGAUCGCAGGGCCUAAAGGCCGGCCCAUCACCCGCUUGGAUUCCAUCAAGCAUGCCAUUCUCCUCUUCAUCCACGCCAAGCUCUCCAUCAAUCCUGACCACCGGUUCGCAUUCUCCGUCCUCGGCCAAUCCGUUUCUUGGGUACGGAAGGAGUUCAACAGUGAUGUUGAUUCUGCAAUGGCUGCGGUACGGGCGAUCUCAGCUGAUUCAUCAUAUGGUCAUGCUGAUCUCACUCAGCUCUUCCGUCUAGCUGCUCACGAAGCAAAGAAAUCCCGUGCGCAGUCUCGGAUAUUCAGAGUGGUCCUCAUAUACUGCCGAUCAUCCGUGCCCCCACAACAUCAAUGGCCAGUAAGCCAGAAGCUCUUCACUUUGGAUGUCAUCUAUCUCCACAACAAACCUGGUCCCGAGAAUUGCCCACAGAAAGUCUAUGAUGCAUUGGUGGAUGCCCUUGAGCAUGUUAGUGAAUACGAGGGCUACAUCUUUGAAAGUGGCCAGGGGCUUUCACGAGUGCUCUUCCGGCACAUGUGCGUGCUACUGUCGCAUCCGCAGCAACGCUGUGCGCAGGAUGACAUUGACAUUCCCAAGUCGCUGACAAAGAAGUCAUCUGCGACUGAUGCAGCCCCAGGUGAAGAGAGCAUUCCUGUGUCCAGCCAAUGAGACCAUUGAGUAUGCCAGCAGCACAUACUUGGAACUAUUGAGUUGAGCAUCAGAUGUGGGUACUGCCACUGACCAAAUCUACUUCUGGUUGAAUCCCUUUGUUGAUUUUUUAUCAUUGGGUGAAGGUCUCUUUUGUGUUUUGUCUCUCUCACCUGCAGUUGUAUUGAUAGUUUGUUUUUCAAAACACUUGUCAUAUUGCCUUUUGUACUGUAAAAAAACUGUUGCAGCCUCUUCCUUCAGAUUUCAGAUCUGACAGGAAAUGCCCCC